CGCUAGCUUGGAGCCAUGACUGCUGGGCCUGGCCCAGGCACCCACAGCCGUGUCCUGCAAAUGCUGAGCAUGUUCAGUUUCAAUGAAGUAAUGAAUGAAUUUCGCCGCACCACCCCCCAGGCCUACAACAGCAAACAGAGAGGCCUCGACCAAUCAGCAGGCAGUCCAGGUUUUCAAGUUGAGUUCAAACAGACCCACAGGAGGCCAAUCAGCGCGAGAGGCCCCGCCCCCAACUCUCAGCUUCAGCCAGUCAUGAGCCUUAACGAGCCAAAACACAGCGGCCGGCCAAUGCGGGAGAGCCCCACUGCGCUGAGCUCCGCCAAUGGGCGCGGCCCGGUGAAAAGAGAAACAGUGCGGCCCCUGGGCCGGCCGCAGGAUUCGAAUCGAACGUCGGUGCGGGAGCCGAGCGCUAGCGGAGCGGAGCGAGGGCCAAUCAGCGGCGGCGGCACGCGGCCCCGGAACGUUGGGACACCCCGGCCCCGCCCCGCGCUGUUGUUUGUGGUGGCGGCCGGUCGGGCGGCGGGAUCGGAACCACAACAUUCGCCGGGCGGCGGAGGCCGAGCCCCGGAUCCCCGCGGCCGGCGCUGCGGGGGCCUCGCGGCGCGCCAUGUCGGUGAACACGGACGAGCUGCGGCACCAGGUUAUGAUCAACCAGUUCGUGCUGGCCGCGGGCUGCGCGGCCGACCAGGCGAAGCAGCUGCUGCAGGCGGCGCACUGGCAGUUCGAGACCGCCCUGAGCACGUUUUUCCAGGAAACCAACAUUCCCAACAGUCACCACCACCACCAGAUGAAUGGUUCAUGCCCCAUAUGAAUCUGGCAAGAAUGUCGUUUGGCUUAUGAAGGAAUAAUGGUGCUGACUGCAGGGUGGAGGUAGCUGAGGCCUGACUCUUAGCAAGCCCAGGAAGGGUUCAUCUCUGGGGGACACCACCCCAGCAUCCAGCUGUGGAAUUUUCUGGCUCACUGAACCUGGGAGCCCUGUGCCUCUAUUCUGUCCUCAAAACAGCCUUGAGGUGUCUCCCUGCUGGCUGCCAGCACAGCCACGCUGGGGGGCCAGGAACAGGGCCUUACAGGAAGAGCCAGGACCUGGCGCUCCGUUUGGUUCUUCUUUCCCAAUCUCUGCACAUCCCAGUGGGGGGAUUGAAAUCCCCUUUGAAAGCUUCCCUCGGGGAUGGAGGCAGGUUUUGUAACAGACAUAAUCAUUGUAACUACCGUUGAUCACUACUGGGUGCUUCCUCAGAAUGGUGUCCCUGCUCCUAGAGUUGGCAGUUUCUUGGGACAAAAUAAAGGAAAAAGUUAAAUAAAAACACUGGAGUCGAGUCACUGCAAAAUAGCAAUAUGAGAAGUGACCCGAGGCAGGAGUAACUAAUAAAUGGUUGUUCUGUAGACUGCUGUGGGUUCCCAGUUGGGGGAGGCUUCCCAGAUGAUUAGAAAGGGUCUGAUCAGGAAGAGUGGCGUCUGCAGGGGCCGACAGAGGGGCAGUGCAGGGGUUGUAGGGUUCACUUGGCAGCAUGAGGAGGGUGCUGUGGAGAAUCUGGUGUAAGGCCCAGGUUUUACCGAAGUAGAGAAGAGCUCCACAGAGGCGCAGGAGCUUGCCCAGGCUCACCCAGGCAGGCGGGCACAGGCCCUGUCAGCCAGCAGGCUGGAGGUUGUUGGAGGAGGAGGCCAUGCUGGCUUGGUGAACUGGGGAAGUCAGUCACGAUGCUGUGAAGCAACUGGCCUCCCCCCCUCCAUUCAUUGUUUCCUGCUGCCCAGAAGUCAGCCCUGUUAAGGGGCAGGCAGUUAGAGGAGGAGGGGAAUGUCUGGGUGGGGCCAGGCCUCUGCUGAGUCCUUUGACCUCUGAGGGCCCCUGGGAAGAAAAUAGUCAGAGCUCCUUAGAAACUAAUGUGGCCCUGGCCUCAGUGAUUGACUGGGGGUCCCCCUCUCCAAAGAGCUCCUCCAAGGUCAAGUCCUAGAGUCUUGCGCACCCCAGCCCUGUGCCUGGGGGAGGGGCCGAGGUUGCUAAAAUUAGGAGAAAUUCAGAGAAGGGCUCCCAUGGCUUCCUGGGAGAGGAAGCAGCAGCUUUGUGGUGGGAACCAGCUUGUGUGGGUCUUGUUCUCUGGGCUGCCUGUUCUUGCCCCUCCUGUGGGGCCACCAGGGCAGAGAGAGAAGAGGCUCUGGUUGGGCGGUUUGGGCUGAGAGCUACUGCUGGCCUGUGGGGCCAAGGGCAGGCCGCAGCCUGGGCUGGAGGCUCCAGACAGGGAGCAGAAAUCCUGUAUACCAGGCCCAGAGCUGUCCUUGUCUCAGCGCAUGCACAGCGGGGCCUGGGAACAGGUUAAAAGCUUGGGUCUGUAGACUAGGAGCCUGGAAAUUCAAUCUUCUCUACUUUUAUUGGGCUGUUUGUUUUCAGUCAUGACUUGGCCUCUGAGCCUCAGUUUCCUCCUCUGUAACAUGGAAAGAGUACUUCAGGCCUCCUCUUGAGAAGUAAGAUGGUGGAGGCAAGAGCGUAAGGCCUGGUGGCUGUGAUGACCCCGACACCAGGGAAGUGCAGCUUUUCCUUGGCUGUGCAGGAGGGAGACCCUCUGAACACUCUGGCCCACACCCUGGGGACAUCAGAGGGCAGAUGAUGCUGGUUGGGGUCCUCAGCCAGCGGGGGGGUAUUGGCAGUGGUGUCCUACCCCGUAUCUUUUCAUUUUAAUGUGAUGCCAUAGCUUCAGAUGGGAACCAACCGUUUUGAUACACCUUGGCAUCAUUUCCUAGCAUCGUGUGACACUUUUUGGCUUUGGUGGGAGUUUAUCCUGAUUUUUUUGUUUUUAAAUCAUGAACAAGGGGGAUGUGUCUAUCCUAGUGAAGCCUCUGUGGGCUGAAAAAUGGGAGUAAACAGGCCCCAGGGCCCUGGCAGGCAGCCCUCCCCACGCCUGUGUUCUCUCC
Molecule: messenger RNA, 2907 nt
Organism: Chinchilla lanigera (long-tailed chinchilla)
Lineage: Eukaryota; Metazoa; Chordata; Mammalia; Rodentia; Chinchillidae
Gene: Ubald2
Product: UBA-like domain containing 2
Exons: 4
Coding region: 16-840 (274 amino acids)
Molecular function (GO): protein binding
Source: RefSeq, a predicted model, not a curated record